This is a messenger RNA of Naumovozyma castellii, 3615 nucleotides long. It is a transcript of the gene RAX2, whose product is annotated as Rax2p. The coding region runs from base 1 to 3615 and encodes 1204 amino acids. The record is from RefSeq and is a predicted model, not a curated record. Lineage: Eukaryota; Fungi; Ascomycota; Saccharomycetes; Saccharomycetales; Saccharomycetaceae. The transcript has a single exon.
AUGUUAAUAAAAAUCCUUUUGGGUGCUUUGUUACUCAUACCCCAGAUAUAUGCUUCUCAGCUCUCUUCUUUACAGGAAAAUCUGAACAUUACACACAUAAAUAUUCCAAAUUUAAACCUGACAACCGAUGACAACAGCUUCGAAUUGCUUGGAGGUAUCGACUCCUUAUCAUUCUAUAGAUAUACAGGUCAACAGAACUUUACGAGCGGCAUACUGCCGAACAGCAAUUCAAAUGGGCUGACGUAUUAUUCGAAUAAUACUUUUAUCCAAUUGUAUGAACCAUCUCUCGACUCGAGAAUUGAGAGAAUAAUACCCUUUGGUUCUGAUUCAUUUAUACUUAGUGGGAAAGGGUCAUUAGGAGGAUAUUCUCUAUCUAAUCAACUUCUAUUCAAUCUGUCUAGCUUCUCAUUGAAACAAAUCUUCAAUCAAACGCUAGAUUCAGUUAAUUCGAUCCUCGUAGAUGGAACCGUUGUCUGUUUUGGAGGUAAUUUUACAUUAAGUACAAACAGUUUGAAUGGGCAUAGUGUGGCUUUAUGGAAUUAUACUGCUAACUCUACAAGCCUUCUCCCAUUUGUAGGAUUUGGUGAGAAUUCCCUGAUAAAUUCAAUAACAAAAUUGAACGACGACAAUAUCCUCUUCGCUGGUAAGUUUUACACUUUAGACAAUAGCACAUUGUUAAAUGUUGUCAAUGACACAAUGAGGAAUAUAUCAGACAUUAAUCUUGGUCAAUUGAUUCCCUUAAGUGCAGCCACGUGGAGUUCCACGGGAAGUUUCUUCGAUGAAGAAACAUUUGUCUGUCCUGAUCCAACUAUAGAAGCAUGGUUUCAAAAUGGUACUAGUGGAACUUUGAAUUGUAAUUUACCAUUCGAUGUGGCCCCAACAAAGAUAAGAAUAUAUAACUCUCCAGAUCCCGACAAUGAAAUAUCCUUAUUCCGUAUCUUCUCUGAUCCUUCCGAGAGUAUUAUGAAUCUGACAUAUAUUGAUCCAGUUCUUGGUCAGUUAAAACACUGUGAUGCGUUUUGUCCCUUAUAUACUAAACAAGUGCUUAAAUCUGCAAGUGAAAAUGUGACCUUAUCUUCUGAAAUGAUUGAAUUACUUAAUGACAACACUUCAGAUAUUAGAUGGUCACAAGAUUUUCAAGAGUUCGCAUUUGUCAACCAACUUAGUGCCUCAUCUUUGAGGUUUCUGGCACUAAAUUCGUAUGGAACUAAUGUGGGUCUCUCAAGUUUUCAAAUUUACCAAGAUGCCUAUGCAAUUUUUGCAAAUAAUUCUUUGAAUGAACCAAGUUGUAACUCUUUAGAAUCCUUCUCUUCCUCAGAUCUAUCGAACAAUACUUGGACUAGAGGAAUGGAUGACCAGAAUUAUGUCAAGACUACAUAUAUCCCACACCAAGGUGUUCUCCCCGAAGUCACUUUUCAUCCAGAUCUUAAAUAUUCAGGUCAAUAUUCCAUCGAACUAUAUACACCGGGGUGUCAACAAGAUAAUACAUGCUCUUCAAGAGGUAUUGUUAAUGUCACCGUCUGGAAUACCAAUAACAAUUCCAUUCUUUCAACUACUUUGAUCUACCAAAAUAAUGACCAAUUGAAAUACGACGAAUUAUAUUCCGGGUAUCUCAACUACUCUCCUAAGAUUACUGUAACUUAUCACUCUGGAAUAUAUUCCGGUACAACAGCGGGAACUGUUGUGGUUGACCGAUUAAACAUAAUGAUUAAUUCUUUGGAUAUCCUAAAUGAAAUCCAUAAUUCUACGAAUAGCCUAGAGUUAAAUGGGUUAUUCCAAUAUCAAUUAUCAAAUUUUUCCACUUCAUCAAAGGAUAGUAGUAUUGCAAGAGUCGCAAAUACAUCGAUUAAUCAACUUACUUUAACAGGUUUCUCUUCAAAUGUUUCCCUCUCCGCUUCCUUAUAUAAUGAUACUUUAUUAGUUGGUGCAGGUGAUGAUGGAUUAUCAAUAUAUGAGCUAAAUAAAGAUCUCGCUAUCCAAUCAUCUUCCCAACAAGGAAUUGAGGGUAAGAUUACAGGAUUGAAAUCUUAUUCAAACGGGGUUCUCGUAUAUGGAGAUUUCAACAGUUCAAAAGAAUCAUCCAAUGUACUUUCAUUUAAUGGGAGUUUUGAUUCUAUUGGCAAUAUCACAUCUCCUAUAACCAACUUCGCCAACAUUACCAUCGAUGACUCAGAAUUACUAGUUUUCGAUAACAAUUUAAUUUUUAAUGUUUCGUCCUCCAGCCAAAUAUCAAAUACUUCUUCAUUUUCACUGUCAUUGUGGUCUUCUGGAUCAAAUUCCAAUGGGGAUACAUUGUUUUCUGGUGCACUUUCACAGGUACAAUUUACUAAUCUCAGUGGAUCGGUGUCAAUAGCUAAUAAUUUAUCGGCGACUUCUUUACGUUCCAUAGGAUCUCCGUAUGCUGCUAUCUUUCUGAACGAUUCAGUAACGGGAUAUGUCUUAAAGAAUGAUUCAUCUACAUCUGAGAUGAUAUUCAGUGACGGAAGUAAAGCACCUUGGAGGUGGACAGGUUACGUUGAUUCUAUGUUAUAUCUAACUAAUCAAUCGAUGUUGGCUGUAGGCUCUUCAUCAUCAGUUAAUGGGGAGCUAUCCAUUUUAAAUCUUGAUUCCUUUAAAGUACUAGCAAAUGAAACUUUGAAUCAGAACUCGAGUGUUAAAACAAUGGUCCAUUUUGAAAGAAACUCUUCAAUUUUAGUUGGUGGUAAUUUCAGCAUUUCCAAUACUGAAUGUUUUGGUCUAUGUCUUUAUAAUUAUACUGGAAACCAAUGGUAUACUUUCCUCAAUGGCACCAUAAAUGGUACUAUUACUAAGUUACAAAUAUUCAAUGAUUCACAAUUAAUAAUAGCUGGUGUCUUUGACACCAAGUCACAAUCAUCUGUGAAUUUGGCUCUAAUGAAUCUUACAGAUAACAAGCUAGUUCUUAUUAGAUGGGGCUUUAAAGAACCAGUCAAGGACUUUAUAACAAUUGAUGAUAACAUAUUCGCCUGGAAUGAGACCUCUCUCUUUGAAUAUACAUCAAAUUCAUGGGUAGAUAUUCCAAUUUCAAACUCUAAUUCUUCUACAACAAUUGAUUCAAUCGGUUGGACAACGACAACAGACAACAAUCUAAAGAAGAGAGAUAACUCAGAAACUUCUAAUAAUGUACUGAUAGUAAAGGGGCAAAUAUAUGAUAAUGUCUACGGUCACAUUCAAGCUAUGAUUUAUAACUUUGAAGAAUGGAUUCCCUACUUGUCAAUUAAUUCUUUAGUGUCUUCAGCCAAUCAACCUGCUGAGUUGUUCAUAGAUCGUGACGUAUCUAAGCUUUUCGAUUCUCAAUUGGCGCUACAAGUCUCAAAUACAACGGCCUCUAUCACUGCAUCAAGUUCUACGCCUACGCCCACUUCGUCUCCGAAGAAGAAGUUGCAUCAAUCUAAAAAGAAAAUUGAUCGUGGUUUCGUUGUACUGAUAGGUCUGGCCCUAGCAUUAGGUACAAUGACAGUCCUCGGUAUAGUGGGGGUUAUUCUAGCAUAUGCAUUCAGGGAUGAUGAUGGUGAUUACGAUGUAAUCACUCCUCGUGUCAACGAAGAUGAAAUGUUGAAGACUGUGCCACCAGAGAAGUUGAUGGAAUUUAUAUGA